This is a messenger RNA of Mytilus trossulus (common blue mussel), 1815 nucleotides long. RefSeq names its product NADPH oxidase 5-like. The coding region runs from base 90 to 1634 and encodes 514 amino acids. The record is from RefSeq and is a predicted model, not a curated record. Gene Ontology annotation, molecular function: superoxide-generating NAD(P)H oxidase activity. Gene Ontology annotation, biological process: defense response; superoxide anion generation. Gene Ontology annotation, cellular component: plasma membrane; NADPH oxidase complex. Lineage: Eukaryota; Metazoa; Mollusca; Bivalvia; Mytilida; Mytilidae. The transcript has 10 exons.
UGAAAAACAUAGAUUCUAAUAGAUUCCUGAUAACUGCCAAAAUUUGCGGGAAAAAUUUGAAUUUCAACUGUACUCUUGUGUUAGUGCUGAUGUUACGACAAACCAUAAAUCUCGUGAGAUCAACAACUAUCGGCAGACGACUUCCGCUCGACAAACAUGUGUUAUUCCAUAAAUACGUAGUGAUAAUGAUUGUUCUUUUCACAACGGUUCACACGAUUGGCCAAGUUGGAAAUGCUUAUGUGGUAUCAGAUUUGUCGACAGAGCUCUCAGUUGGAAAUAUUAUGUUCACAGAUGCUGCCCAGUAUGGUUUGUUAAACGGCUCAGCUUAUAUCACUGGCUGGAUUGCAGCGUUUACCUUGAUGAUAAUUGUAACUUUUUCGUUGCCAUGUAUUCGCUCAAGGCUUUAUGAAUUAUUCUUCACAGUACAUUUUUUAUGUGUUCCUUUUUGGAUUUUAUUGAUCUUCCAUUGCAAAGAUUUCUGGAAAUGGAUUCUGGUGCCCGGAUGUUUGUUUCUAAUUGAACAGAUAUACAGGUUAAAAUGGAUUAAACGAAUACGUUAUGGUGUAACUCACAUUCAGCGAGCUACUCUAUUACACGGAAGCGUGACCCAUCUAGAAAUAUCGAGACCAAAGACAUUCGAUUUCAAACCAGGAGAUUACCUGUAUAUACAGAUUCCGGAGAUUUCUCCGUAUGAGUUUCAUCCAUUUACAAUCAGCAGUGCACCGGAAAUGAAAGAUGUACUAUGGUUACAUAUUCGAAAGAGAGGAAACUGGACAAAUGCCUUAUAUAAAUUCAUUUCGAAACAUGACCCGGAUGUUGGUCACAGAAGAUCGUUUUCAUGGUUAAAAAUGAUCAAGUCUAUCACGGGAAUAACGAGAUCGAAUUUAACAGAAAAUCACAAAGGCACAGUUGAACCUGCAAAGAAUCAAAGACAAAGGCGAGGAGGACUACCAGAUAUUGAUGAGGUUGGUUUAGUGAAGCAGAGACGAAUACAAAUGAAAACAAAACAAAUUCAAAUCAGAUGCUUUUUAGAUGGACCCUUUGGAAGCCCUUCCCGAGAGGCUUUGAAUACGGAUCAUUCCAUUUUGAUAGCUGCAGGGAUAGGAGUAACACCAAUGGCCUCAAUAAUUCAAAGUUUAGUUCACACUUUAAGAGAAAGGAAGCAAAAAUGUCCUAGUUGUAGUCAUUGUUAUUACAAUGAUACGACAGAGACAUUACAGAAAGUAAAAAAGGUAGAUUUCAUAUGGGUAAAUAGAGACCAGAGAUGUUUCGAAUGGUUUACGCAUGUGUUAAAGGAACUUGAGACAGAACAGGCCUUGCUCAGUUCAAAUGAAGAUAACCUUGUUGAUUUACAUUUGUUCAUGACGUCAGCGGUCAAGAAGUCGAACAUGGAAGGAGUGGGAUUGCAUCUGGCUUUAGACUUGGCUCAUCGCAGAGACAGUAAAGACUUUUUUACAGGACUAGAAGCUCGUACCCAGCCAGGUCGCCCUGACUGGGAUAAGCUUUUAUCCGAAAUAGUAUCUAAAAGAAAGGGGAAGAAGAAGGUAUUCUUUUGUGGACCAAAACCAAUGUCAGAAAAUGUGAAGCAAGUCUGUGAAAAAUAUCUGAUUCCCUUUGCAAAGGAAAACUUUUAGUCUUUUGUUAACGGUAAUUUAGAGGAUGAAUGCAAAUUGUGUAUACAUAUAUCUAAAAGAUUGAAAUAAUGAUCGUUGUUUUAAACGGCAUAUUUUACGCAUAUUCAAUUCUUUUUCGAGGAUUAUUUACAUAUUGCUAAUACUUUGUUUUAUAUAUAAUUAUGUAUGCUGUUUACCUUGA